AGAGUGAUAAGAGACGAGUUCGAAACCGUCCAUUGGCCGACGAUACCGCCCGCCUACCCUCCUACAAAACCCCGGGCUUACCCUUCCUUUCCGAUCGCGCCGGCCGCUGUAUCCGAAUCGCCCUACCUUACUCCGCGUCGUCACCCCCCUCGGUCCGUGCGUGUCCGUGUGUCCACGUUUGUGCGUGUGUGUUUCCCUCUACGUGAGAAGGGGAGGGAAAGCAGCCACGAGGACGUCGCUUGUCAUUUCUAGAUAACCAUCCCCACCGCGCGCCAGGAUGGCUGUCGCAUCCGUACAAGACCGCACGGCCGAGUUCCGGUCCGUCCUCACACAAGUCCAGAAGCGCCAAGCCACGUCCAAGGUUGGCGCCCAGCGGCGAUCGCUGCUGACCGACGCCCAGAAAGCCGCCGCGAAUGGCGACGCCUCCCACUCUCAGCAGCACCGACGGUCCGAGUUCGCGCGCAGGGCAGCCGAGAUAGGGAGGGGCAUCGCCGCUACCAUGGGCAAGCUGGAGAAGCUGGCCCUGCUAGCGAAGCGCAAGACCCUAUUCGACGACCGGCCCGUGGAGAUCAACGAGCUCACCUUCAUCAUCAAGCAGGACCUGUCGUCCCUAAACCAGCAGAUCUCCGGUCUCCAGGCCCUGACGCGCCAGCAGCACGCCCACGUGAGGGGACCCGAUCAGGAAGGGGAGCACAAUAAGAACGUUGUCCUCAUGCUGCAGGGCAAGCUCAGCGACGUCGGCGCCAACUUCAAGGACGUGCUCGAGGUCCGCACCAAGAACAUCCAAGCCUCGCGCUCGCGCACCGAGAACUUCAUCUCCUCGGUGUCGCAGCACGUCCAGCCGCCGUCGCUGCAGCAGUCGGCGUCGCCGCUGUACGGGACGCCGAACCGGGGCACGCCUUCGCCGGGGGCGGACCUGCUGUCGCUAAACCCGACGGGAGCGGCGGGGCCGGGGGCGGCGGGGGCGGCGGGUGACCAGCAGCUCCUGAUGAUGGAGGAGGCCCAGCCGCAGAACGCGUAUAUCCAGCAGCGCGGGGAGGCGAUCGAGGCGAUCGAGAAGACCAUCAGCGAGCUCGGGUCCAUCUUCGGCCAGCUAGCGCAGAUGGUGUCGGAGCAGAGCGAGAUGAUCCAGCGCAUCGACGCCAACACCGAGGACGUGGUCGACAACGUCCAGGGCGCCCAGCGCGAGCUGCUCAAGUACUGGUCCCGCGUGUCAAGUAACCGCUGGCUUGUCGCCAAGAUGUUCGGGGUGCUCAUGAUAUUCUUCCUGCUAUGGGUUCUCAUCGCGGGUUGACGAAGGAAGGCAUAAUGAGAAGAGCCGCAGGAGAGGUGAAGACGAGAUCGGACGGUACGAGGCGACACGAUAUGAAGCGAGGCGUACUGGUGGCGCUCGCGUAAUCCUGCUUUUUCUUUCUCUUCUCUUCGUGUCUCUUCACUCUGUACAUUAUCGCCCACGGCGCCCCUCUCCCGCCUUCUGUCCCGGGACGGACGUCCAUAUGGACCUACCUACUACUACGUACUAGACUUGUAAUGGCAUCGGAAUGCGUGGCAUGAAGACGGCCUGUUUGGCAG
Molecule: messenger RNA, 1572 nt
Organism: Durotheca rogersii
Lineage: Eukaryota; Fungi; Ascomycota; Sordariomycetes; Xylariales; Xylariaceae
Product: putative ER-golgi SNARE complex subunit
Exons: 2
Coding region: 278-1294 (338 amino acids)
Biological process (GO): vesicle fusion; endoplasmic reticulum to Golgi vesicle-mediated transport; intracellular protein transport
Cellular component (GO): SNARE complex; endomembrane system; Golgi membrane
Molecular function (GO): SNARE binding; SNAP receptor activity
Source: RefSeq, a predicted model, not a curated record